UGUUUACUUUGCCUUACCUUUCAAGGAUAAAAAGAAAAGGCACAACUGUCAUACUGACAGUCCUGACGUCGGGCUGUCAGUAAUUUUUCAAAAGUCAGUCUAAUUGUCUAUAAUCUGUCGUAAAUAGCCGUGAUAUAUUUUUGUUGUACUUUUGCAAUUUUUUGCAACAAAUUAAUGAAUUGAGAAACUAUGCGUAGAGAAUUUAUAUUAGUUUUCAUGGGCAUUAUAUGUAUAUCGACAUUAUCGUCUUUAUUAUCAGGUUAUGUUCAAACUGACACUGAUAAAGUGCUUCUAGAUACUGUUGUCGGUGUAGUGGGUGCUGGAAACUUUUCGUAUUGGCAACUUGGGCAUGUGGGGCCCCUGUUGGUGGAGCUGACCUCUUUGAGUGGUGAUGCAGACCUCUACGUAUCGGAUAGUAUAAGGCCGAGUUAUGAGGUCGACAAGAAUAACUUCAGCUCAGCGACGUGUGGACCUGACAUGGUCAACAUACCAGCCGACUUCCCCAGACCCAUAGGUAUUGGCAUAUACGGGCACUGGUCUCAGAUAUACUCCGAGUACAGCAUCCAAGUCUUCCUGGACACCAACGCGGUCAUGAACGAUGUCCAAAUGCUGGCCUUCCAACAGAGUCAAGACAACGAUGAAAGCACAGGUAAUCACAGAAUCCAGAAUCGAGAGAAGCCAGUACAGAAGAAAACCGAUGAUGAGAACAAACCUCGUCUAAUGAAGUUAUUGAGUAUAUUGGAUAUGAUAUUUGAGACCUUUGUCCUAUAGGUAACCGGUUCGAGUUCUCAUGAUGGGCCGCCCUUAAGUUACGUCACAUGUUAAGGGUUCCACGAGGUGAUAGGGCCUGCCCUACACCAUCUAUAAGGCGAACCAUCGUCAAAAUUAAAUUCAAAACAUCUUUAUUCAUGUAGGUCUAUUACAAGGUCCUCCUUAAGUUACGCCACAUGUUAAAGGGUUCCACGAGGUGAUAGGGUCUACCCUACACCAUCUGUAGGGCGGACCAACGUGAAAAUUCAAUUCAAAAUAUAUUCAUAUCUUUAUUCAUGUAGGUCUAUUACAAGGUCCUCCUUAAGUUACGCCACAUGUUAAAGGGUUCCACGAGGUGAUAGGGCCUGCCCUACACCAUCUAUAAGGCGGACCAACGUCAAAAUUCAAUUCAAAACAUCUUUAUUCAUGUAGGUCUAUUACAAGGUCCUCCUUAAGUUACGUCACAUGUUAAAGGGUUCCACGAGGUGAUAGGGUCUGCCCUACACCAUCUGUAGGGCGGACCAACGUGAAAAUUCAAUUCAAAAUAUAUUCAUAUCUUUAUUCAUGUAGGUCUAUUACAAGGUCCUCCUUAAGUUACGUCACAUGUUAAAGGGUUCCACGAGGUGAUAGGGUUUACCCUACACUAUCUCAU
This is a messenger RNA of Achroia grisella, 1402 nucleotides long. RefSeq names its product UPF0669 protein C6orf120 homolog. The transcript is spliced from 4 exons. The record is from RefSeq and is a predicted model, not a curated record. Lineage: Eukaryota; Metazoa; Arthropoda; Insecta; Lepidoptera; Pyralidae. The coding region runs from base 190 to 771 and encodes 193 amino acids.